UGUGCAGAAUUUUGAAAACAGUAUUGAACACAUGGAGCAUGGUUAAAACAAGUUUUGAGCUGAAAAUUUGUAAAGUCGGAAGCAGGAGAUUCUGCUUGUGUGGUGUUUCAAAUUCGGAGGAACUGAUAACUGACGGUUUUUUGAUUUAAUGGAGCUUGAAAGUUUUAAACAUUUUUUUUUUUCUGCAAGUCAAGUUCUGAGGAAACGAGUGAAGUAACAUCAGUAACUAACAAAUUUUGACAAGAUAAAAUUCUAAUUUUCUUGAAAAUUAUGGCUAAAAGUGCAUUUGAGUAUGUUAAGACAUUUGAAUGUUCUGAUCAAAUCCUUCCUAAUACGUGGAUCGUAGUAAGAAUUGAUGGAAAAAAUUUUCACAAAUUUUCAGAUUCUCAUAAAUUUAAGAAACCAAAUGACAAAAGGUGUCUUGAUCUUAUGAAUAAAUCUGCCGUAACGGUUAUGAAUGACAUCAAAGAUAUCAUCAUGUCAUAUGGACAAAGUGAUGAGUAUAGUUUUAUAUUUGAAAGAAGUACUAAACUGUAUAAACGAAGAUUAAGUAAAUUACUUACCAAUGUUUGCAGUUUAUUUACUUCUUCUUUUGUAUUCUUCUGGAAAGAUUUCUUUCCAGAUGAUACUUUACUUUAUCCUCCUUCUUUUGAUGGUCGUGUAGUUUGUUACCCCACAAAUAAAAAUUUGCGGGACUAUCUUAGUUGGAGGCAAGCGGAUUGUCAUAUCAACAAUUUAUAUAAUACUACUUUUUGGGCAUUAGUUCAAGAAGGUGGUUUAUGCAGAGCAGAAGCUGAAAAGAAAAUACGUCAUACUGUUUCCGCAGAAAAAAAUGAAAUCUUAUUUUCACAAUUCGGAAUCAAUUAUAAUGAAGAAAAUGCUCAAUUCAAAAAAGGAACAUUUAUUAUAAGAGAAAAGUUACAUAAAAAAGAUAUUGAAAUGGAGAAUGGCAUUUCUACGGGAUCUGGAUUAAUUCUUGCAUUUCUUGAUAUUAUUGGCAAUAAAUUCUGGCAAAAAAAUGGUAUUUUAAAUUGAAUUCAUAAAA
This is a messenger RNA of Uloborus diversus, 1045 nucleotides long. RefSeq names its product probable tRNA(His) guanylyltransferase (gene THG). The record is from RefSeq and is a predicted model, not a curated record. The transcript has a single exon. Gene Ontology annotation, biological process: tRNA modification. Lineage: Eukaryota; Metazoa; Arthropoda; Arachnida; Araneae; Uloboridae. Gene Ontology annotation, molecular function: magnesium ion binding; tRNA guanylyltransferase activity. The coding region runs from base 271 to 1035 and encodes 254 amino acids.